Aspergillus japonicus CBS 114.51 is the source of this 675-nucleotide messenger RNA. RefSeq lists its product as uncharacterized. The record is from RefSeq and is a predicted model, not a curated record. The transcript has a single exon. NCBI's taxonomy places the organism in Eukaryota, Fungi, Ascomycota, Eurotiomycetes, Eurotiales, Aspergillaceae. Bases 1 to 675 code for a protein of 224 amino acids.
AUGGAGCAUCUUCCUUUUAUCGUUCUGGUGAACCUGAUGAUCACUGGGACCGAAAAUCCAGAAGCCGCUGUAGGAUUGAUUGAGCAUGUCAAGCUGUAUUUUGUAUACGGCCUACCCCUAAAUGAGGAGACAAAUAUGCCUCAGCGCCCAAUAUACCAGAUGUCGCACGGGUCUUCGUUUUUUAUUUACGCGCUGCUCCACGCCAAACGGAUUGAUGAACUCCAGAGACUCCUCCCCGUCUUCGGCCUGCUUCUCUUACACGGUGGAGAUCCACGAACAAGGUUCGGACUUAAGCUGUAUGAGUCAGGAAACCGGCGGCGGCUUGGGCACUUGAUUCGCCGCAAGGAUCUCUGCACGGACGCCAUACAAUUAAGCAUCAAAAAUGAAAUUGGAUGGCACGUCAUUCCCAUGCGUCGCAGGGCUGGGACACUGUCGCAACUUCGAGAGGAACUUGGCGAGAGCUUCACCCUCAGCCAGCUGCUGGAACAUCUGUUCCCAUUCGGGAAAGGGGCCAUCGUUUGCGAGAUGGCCAAAUGGCAUCUGACCCUCCCCGGGGAUCUCUCCGCGGCCGAGGUGGCUGAGAUGAGGCGCCAGCGGUUCGAAUCGAAGGUCGAGGAGCAACUGCUCACGCGAGAUGCAAUUAAGAAAUGUUUUGAGGGCAAGGAUAUUGAUUGA